Messenger RNA from Tetrahymena thermophila SB210, 783 nucleotides. Its product is annotated as transmembrane protein, putative. The transcript has 4 exons. The record is from RefSeq and is a predicted model, not a curated record. Lineage: Eukaryota; Ciliophora; Oligohymenophorea; Hymenostomatida; Tetrahymenidae.
AUGAAUGGAUUUCUAAUUGAUGAUUUUUAAGCAAGUACUGGAAAAAAAUAUCUUAAUAUUGAUCUUUACUAUGUUUAAUAUGGUCUAAAUUAUACAAAUCAAUACCUAUUACCAACAGAAGAUUGUGGAAAUACCUAUCCACAAUGGUAAGGGUAUAUUUGUAUAGAUUUUAAGAAUAUAAGUGAUGAAAUGAAAACAAUGGUGUAUUCUGAUUCAUUAGAGUCGACUAUUGAAAUUCAAUUUUCAUCAUGUGCAGGAGAAUAAAAUUGCUCAUCAGAGUAAGAAACUUUGGAUAUGCUAAUCAAACAGACAACUUUUCUAGAAGUUUAUAUAGUUACUUAACAAUAUAACUAUACUUCUGGUCAAUUUUAAUAAAGUUAUGUAAUGGAAAUAUAUUAAUUAGAUGAUUUAUUAGUUGUUUAUGGAAGUUUUGAUGGCUAUGGAUACAUAACCUUUUAGUUGGAUUAAACAUUCUGCAAAUAAGAGUAUUAAUUCCCUAUGAUAACUGAAAUAUUAUCAUAGUUUGUUUCUUUAUUCAACAUUCUAAUGUUCUUUGGAGUAGUUGCAUCUAAUUUUUCUAGGAAAUUUAUGCUUUAAAAUCUAUGUGAAUUAUAUUUAAAAGAGCAAUUUAAAUGCACAGCAGUAAACUUAAUUGGAAAAUAAGAAUGCGAUUCUCAAAAAAAUGAUAAAAGUUCAAUAAUUAAUAUAAUUAAACAUGGCAAUAAAAGUUAUUCUAACUAAGGACUAGUAUGCUGCAUUAAAAUUUUGUGGUUGCGACUUUGA